CCGCCCCCGCCCAGCGGCCCGGGGGUCGCCGCUGCUGCCCCCUCCCGCCGGGUCCGCACAGAGACCCGCUGCCCUCGGUUGUGGGACCCCGCCACAUCGCCCCACAAACCCCCUUCCCCGUCCUACUGCCCCAGCCCCCCAAACAGUGCCCCACAACUCCCCCACUUCACAUAACCCCCAAACUCCCCUCCAGCCCGCCCCAUCGGAUUCUGCUCUCUCACUGCCCCCACAGCCCCCCACCCCCUCCUCCCACCGCCCCACCAACCCCUUGUUCCCCGCCCGGACCCCCUCCACAAUCCCACAGCCCCACCGGAUACCGUCUCCUCCCAGCUCCCCACAACGCUAAUGGCCCCACACCAUCCCAGAGCUCCACCAGAUCCACCUCCUCCCAUCACCCUAUAGCCCCACCAAAUACAGCCCUCUCUCAGCCCCCGGGGGCCCCACCCGAUCCCGCUCUUUGCCCCACGUCCUCUCACACCACCCAGGAGCUCCACUGAAUACCACCUCCUGCCACUGCUUCUGUACCCCAUCAUUGUUUCCCCUGCAAGCUUGGCUUUACUCCUGUCACACUGGUCUUUCUUUCAGUGUCGCACCAAUGGCCCCGCACUCUCUUCCUGUGUCCUUCCCUAUUUUGUGACUACCCUAUUUCCCUCAGCAUCUAACCCUCUUUUAAUUUUAAUCCCCAAUAUUACCAACGCCCCAAAGAAAUAAAAAUUUUCUUUUGACUCGAUUUCCAAAAAAAAACCCCCGAAACAAACACCCGACUUAACCUGAGGAAAGAGAGCAAAUUAAAGGUAGGAUCAGUAAGUGCAGAUGCCUGCUUCUGAGUGGAGCCCUAUUAAAGUCACUGGGGCUGUUUGGAGACACAGGUGUUCCCUCUUCUGGAUCAGUGUGCAAGUUUGGGAAGUAAUACAUUGCAUUUCUGGUGAUAGCUUUCAGCAACUGCUCCUGCUGUGAACUUUAGUGAAGUUUUCUCCAACCUCUGAUUUAAAAUUUUGCUUUUCUGAUAACGAAAUUUACAAGAAGAAGCGGUGAGAUAAGUGGGUCUUGUUGAGAUGGAGAAUCCCAAGACAGAGCUGAAUGAAAUCACCAGAAGCCCUUCCCAGUGUCCUAAAGUAAACAUGGAUCAGUUGCAAAUGGAGCAGGAGUUAAGCUUCAGGAAACUAGUAGAGAGUUCAGAGUGUCCAGAGCAACUGAAAUACGACUUCAACAAAAAUGGUGAACUGAAGCAUCUAGAUACCAAUGAGCCCUUUGUCUUUAAUUAUUACAAAAAUGCACAUGAGAGGAACCAUAAACGCUAUCAAGUUCUGGGACAUCUCAUUACACAGUAUGUUUAUGAGCUCCUGGAAAGAGUCUGCAAGCUUCAGAAAGUCCACAUCCCAACAGAUGCUACAGAAGAUGAACCCAGAAGUUUCUUUUUCAUCAACGAGAAAGCAUUAUCUAACUCCUCAAGCUUAAUUGUGCUCCUACAAGACCAUGGAGUCUUUCGGGCUGGUCAAUGGGGGCUAAAGACCAUAAUCCAUGAGGGCCUGGACCAUGGAACUCAAAUACCAUUCAUUAAAACGGCCCUUCAGUGCUAUGGAGGAGUGAUUGUUUUAAAUCCCAAUGACAAUUUCAUUGAUCUGAAGAUGGAAGAUGAGUGGUUAAGUUUAUCUACCAAGGAAGAAUCUUCCACUGUAAAUUCCUCCUGGUGGAUCCCAAAGAGGUGCAGCAGCAGCCCCGAAGAGCACACCAUUUACAUUUGGGAUAAUUUUAUUUCAAAGAGCGCAGCCAAGAAUGUGGCCUUCAUUGCCCAUGGCUAUGGAGGCUUGGUUUUCAUCAAUCUGCUCAUGCAGAGAACAUGGGAAGUGAUGAAUAAAGUGUAUUCUGUGGCACUUAUUGACUCCAUGCACCACACGUUACACCAGGCAAAAAAUAAUCCACAAGUGCAAGAAUGGAUACAGAAACAUUGCCGUGAAUGGGUAACAAACAGUAAACCUCUAGACAGACCCACGGGUUCCCUUGUGAAAGCGGACUGUCCUACAGUCUCUGCUGGGACUGAAAAAUACAGGUUAGCACCAUCCUCCACCUUACAGGCCAUUUUCAAGUACCUGAAGAGCACACUGAAAGCUAGGAACACAGUAGCUUUAUCUCGUUCUCCUAUUGUAACAAGGAGCAGCAAAAAUAAAAAGAGAGGCAAUAUAUAAAAAGAAUGCUGAAGUAUUUUUCAGGAUUCUUCUCCCUCUUUAAAACCACUCCGUGGAAGCUUGAAACUGAAGCUACCAUGUUAGUUUCCUUGCAUUGCAGAGUGAUUUAUGGCCAUAAGGGUGGUAUUGGGUUUCUGAUUUUUAUUAUUGUUGAAAAACUAAUUGGGAGAACAAAUAACGUUAUCACCAAACAUUAGAAAAGUUUGGUCUUUUCUUUUUGGAAGCUAAUUCUUGCAAUUUCAAAAAAAUAAUUCAUGUGA
Molecule: messenger RNA, 2446 nt
Organism: Dermochelys coriacea (leatherback sea turtle)
Lineage: Eukaryota; Metazoa; Chordata; Testudines; Dermochelyidae
Product: putative protein FAM172B
Exons: 5
Coding region: 1056-2186 (376 amino acids)
Biological process (GO): regulatory ncRNA-mediated heterochromatin formation
Cellular component (GO): nucleus
Molecular function (GO): siRNA binding
Source: RefSeq, a predicted model, not a curated record